AUGACUGACAGGGACUGGUUAUCAUCUGGAAAAGAUGUAGCACUCGAUGAUGGAAAUAAUAUCGAUAUCAGUGUUUUAGGACAAGAAAGGCUUCCCAUGGAAAUAAUAUCUGAAGAUAGAUCGCUGGAAAGCUUGCCCAAUUCUUCCGAGCCGUCAGAUUUGCCGAUACAUCCAACAAAGUUAAAUGUACUGUCGAUCGCAAUCGCAGAAAAAGAUGAUCCAAGGAAAUUCCGAAUUUAUCGUUCUUUGAAUUGUGAACCGCAAAGAUCUACGAUUUAUUAUCGGUGUGCAAAGUGCGAGUCACUCGAAAAAAAAGCCUUUGGUGGUGUCCGAUCAAGGCGUUACAAACCGUAUGUGAAAACACUGCACGGGAAACUAGUUGGAAAUGCACAUCCUGAGCAUCAUCCCGGCUGUCAUGCAGUAACUAAAGAAAUUCAAGAAUUGCAAGAAAUGGAUCGUGCUUGCAGAGCUAAGAUUAGAGCCAAUUAUGUGUCAAACAGGUCUCCACAAAAAGUCAUUGAACAUGCACUUGAGGGCAGCUCGAAUAUCGACAUCCAAUCAAAUUACAAUUUGCGCAGAAGACCAAAACGAUUAAGUCUUAAACUCGAUCCUCUGAGUCGUGACAUAAAUGAAAGUGAACUGUCAGAAAUUGACUGUUUAUUGAGGUUUAUAAGUGAGGCAUGUGUCAACAAUAUCGCAGAAACGACAGAUCAUAGAAGUAUUCAUUCUUUUGGUACUUCAUCGUCAAAAAGUAUUGGUUAUUCCUCACUGAUUGUACCGGAACCUGAUGGAAUAUCAGUACGAAUUUAUGAUGCGGAUGAUAAAUUAGCUGAUCAGGGAGUGACACAUUAUUACUGUUCCAGAUGUGAUGAUUUAUACCAAAAAGAAAAUGACGAAUCUAUCAGAACUAUAUUGAAAGCAGAAAAUGAUUUGGUGGUUGAAUAUCCAACACAUCAUGCAGAAUGUUCACCAUCAACACUGGAGUCACUGAGAGAACUGGGCGAUGACUUGAAGAAUUUCUGUGUCGUAGCAAAUCGUAGGAUUAUUCCUCUAAAAGCAGUAAUUGAAUCUGAAUACAAUAUUUUUCAUGAGCCGGAUGAAAGCUUUCUCACUGGUGGGUCGAACGAACAGAAUUGGGAUACACCAGCUAUGGAUGAAGAAAUUCUUAUCAAUCCUACAUCAGUUCCGAAACUUCGGGAACAACGAUGCUUUUGUAGACGUCUUUAUGAAGAAAAUAUGGAAUUAUACCAGGAAAUGUUGAGGAGUGUACAUCAAAUGAGAUCACUGAUCAACGAAAUGAAACGUAUUUCUGGCGCAAAUGAGGAAUACUAUAUCGAGGAUGGGCAAGUUUUGGAGGAAAGUGAUAGUAGCACGCUCUAUGUUCGCUGA
Molecule: messenger RNA, 1389 nt
Organism: Brugia pahangi
Lineage: Eukaryota; Metazoa; Nematoda; Chromadorea; Rhabditida; Onchocercidae
Source: the annotation of a GenBank genome assembly